Messenger RNA from Neospora caninum, 525 nucleotides. RefSeq lists its product as hypothetical. The transcript has 2 exons. The coding region runs from base 1 to 525 and encodes 174 amino acids. Gene Ontology annotation, cellular component: Lsm1-7-Pat1 complex; P-body. Lineage: Eukaryota; Apicomplexa; Conoidasida; Eucoccidiorida; Sarcocystidae. Gene Ontology annotation, molecular function: RNA cap binding. Gene Ontology annotation, biological process: deadenylation-dependent decapping of nuclear-transcribed mRNA. The record is from RefSeq and is a predicted model, not a curated record.
AUGACGUCUUCCGACUCGACUCGCGAGCGUCCCAACGAGCUGCAGGCCCCGGCGCCUGCGAGCGCCUCACCCUUCAACGGCGAGGGUCCUCUGCGAAACGAGGGAAAUCAGCUGCAUGCGGCGAGUGACAGCCAGGAGGGGAGCCCUCGAAACUCGGGCAUGCCCAACUGGAUCACGUCUCUGGAGGAGGAACUCGACAAGAAGCUGCUGGUGGUCUUGCGGGACGGCCGGAAGUUGAUUGGCUACUUGCGGACAUUUGACCAGUUCGGGAACAUAGUCCUCGAAGGCACAGUGCAGCGCCUGCUCGUCGACAACGCUUACGCCGACCUCUACGUCGGGUGCAUGAUUGUUCGCGGGGAUAACAUGAUUCUCUUUGGCGCAGUCGACGACUCUCGCCCCACGCCGCUCGAACCCAAGCCGCUGUGCGACGUCCUCGCGGCGAAGCAGGAGCAAGAGGAACAGGAAAGGCAGAAGCGAGUCGGGCACCGAGCGUGGCUAGACCGACAGCUCGGCGAGGACUGGUGA